Cottoperca gobio is the source of this 2485-nucleotide messenger RNA. RefSeq names its product acyl-CoA-binding domain-containing protein 5-B-like. The record is from RefSeq and is a predicted model, not a curated record. The transcript is spliced from 14 exons. NCBI's taxonomy places the organism in Eukaryota, Metazoa, Chordata, Actinopteri, Perciformes, Bovichtidae. Gene Ontology annotation, molecular function: fatty-acyl-CoA binding. The coding region runs from base 164 to 1738 and encodes 524 amino acids. Gene Ontology annotation, cellular component: peroxisome; cytoplasm. Gene Ontology annotation, biological process: fatty acid metabolic process; pexophagy.
AGUAUUCAGACGUUGACUGUUUGGCUCAUCCUUGACCGGAGUCGAAAUUGGCUUUCUGCUGCAUGUUGCAGACAUCACCGGGCUAAUGAAAUAAUUAUUGCACCGGCGAAUAUGAACUAUGUGAUGUGAGGACUCCUUACUUUCAUCCUUAUUGGGACUCAGCAUGGCGCAGGGGGAGGACAAACACAGCCUGGAGGCGAAAUUUGUUGCAGCAGUUAAAGUGAUCCGGAGUUUGCCUGAAGAUGGUCCGUUCCAGCCGUCUGAUGACAUGAUGCUGAUGUUCUAUAGUUACUACAAGCAGGCUACCAUGGGGCCCUGCAACAUCCCCAGACCUAACGGCUUCUGGGACACUCAUGGGAAAGCUAAAUGGGAUGCAUGGAGCUCUUUAGGAAAUAUAACAAAGGAGGAAGCCAUGAAGAAUUAUGUUGAGGACAUCCAGAUGAUUUUGGAGACCAUCCCAAUCUCAGAUGAAGUGUCUGAGCUGGUAGAGAAGCUUGGCAACUUCUACACUGAGAUAGACGGAGAAGAAGAAGUAGAAGCUGAAGAAAAUGAGGUGGACAGGAGACCCUUCAUCAGGCCUUUUGCAAAUCAUGCAGAUGAGCUGGUCAGACAGUUUAAGAAGCCAACAAUGGAAGGCUAUGGAGAUCUGUGGGAUGAUAUACAGAACCUGCAAGAAAAUGACAGCAGUGUUCAUGGCAUAAGUGGCAGUAGCGAGGAGGCAGAGGGAAGCAAAGAAAAUAGUGACAUGGAGAGAAAAGAGGAAAGUAGUGAUUGGAGGAAAAGUGAGGAAGAGGAUAAUGGGGAUGAAGAAGACAAUACAGACGAUGAAGAUGAGGAGGGGGAAGAGGAAAAAGGCUGGAGGCCUGACCCGACGCUGCUGAUGGUGGACAAGAGGUGGCGGUCUGACACCAGGGGGUCCAGCAGCAGCAUGGAGCCCAGCAUAUCCUCCUUUACUAACGGGACACACAGCUCCCUCAACAGCGAGGUGGAGGAGGAGGAGCUGGCCUGUUCCAUAGAGCCUGCCAGUGUGCAGAACAACCCCUACAUGCACUUUAAUGGACACCUGAGUGGUCAUAGUGAUGCUGCACCUGAGAAGAACCGCCGAUCCACAGACUCCGAUAACGAGGAAUUCUGUGACUCAAUGGAGCAUCUCGCCAUGGAAGAGGGGCUGUCUACAUCAAAAAUCCAGACACCUGGAUCAGCAGCUGCCUCGGUGAGGCAAAGGGAUCUUUGGUUUGAGAGCAACACUACCCUGAAUGCAGGAGAGGAUCAAGUGCUCAUGGGAGAUUCUUACUUUAAAGAAGGGAUUAGUUCAUGCAACAACAGCUCCUUGUCAAGAAGAGGGAGAGGGUCACAGUCACCAAGGGCUGCCUGCGGCUCUCAGCGGUGUGCCAGCGUAGAUGCGGCCUGCUGUUGUGUGUCACAGAGAAGACAUCCUGUCAGUGCUGCCAGGGGAAACAUCAAUGAGCAAAUAGCUACCGCUCUGCUGAGGCUGCAGCAUGACAUGGCCACGGUGUUGCACAGGCUGCACGCUCUGGAAGCGCUCACAGUGUCACAGUCAAGACCAUCUUCACCAAUGCAGGAGCACUUCCUCGCUGUAGCACAAAAGUUCCUGAGACCGUCAUGGUGGCCUUUUGAAUUCUCUCCACUCACAGUGGUGUUGACCACACUCUGGCCUGUGGUUGCCCAUUGGCUUGUCCAGCUUUACUUACAACGGAGGAGAAGGAAAAUCCCAUGAUUUGUCUGAAAACCAUCGGCAUCAUUCAAAGAACAUGACGCUGGGAUGAAAUUGUUGCACUUUUGUUGCUUUGUGGCAUUUUCAAGCCACCACCACAGACAGAGUAUAAUGAGACACCGGUAGAAAUGGAAAGGCUAGCUUUGAUAAAUGAAUGGUCAGAUAGGUGUGUAAAGGGCAAUAUAUCUGCAAUAUAUAGUAGCAUUUUGACUUCAUGGAUACUUUUUAGGUGUUUAAGAAAGGGAAAAUUUGUGCAUUAUACAUGCUACAGUGAGCUUAGCAUUAGGUGGUGAUCUCAUUUAUGACAUGUCUCACAGAUCACCAGGAGUCAACUUUGAAUUGAAAUUCAUUCAUAAUCAUACAGUAGCUGUGGAUCUUAAGCGAUGCCCCAUUGUCAUUGCUAGUUAUUUAAUUUAAUGCACAUUUCAUUUUUUAUUUAACUUUCCUUCAUGUUUUUGUCAAACAAUGUUUUUUUUCUAAUUAUAAAGGACUUUUAUAUAUAGAUUGUUCAAAAUAUAGUAAUAUUUAAGGUGCAUUUCUUUUUAGACCAAAUAGACAUGGUGCCCAAUAUUGAUAUUUAUGUGUAAAGGUGUAUAUUUAUUUUAUGGCUUCAGUAUUUAUUCUUGUCACAUGUACAGUGAAAAUGAAAGAUUCUCUGUUAAAGCAAGGAUGUGGUGCUUUCAUAAAUACAGUUGUUAAAACAAUUAUAUGAAACAAAUGUUAACAUGCAAUAAACACAUUCUUGGGACA